AUGUCCAGCGCUACGAUUAAGACCAUCUCGCCUUCCACCAACAAAGUUGUCUGCGAGCGCCCCGCCACUACGAUCCAGGAUGCCCGAAAGGCAGCGCAGAGGUCUAAGACGGCGUUCGAGAGCUGGCGCCAGGUCUCUCUUGCUCAGCGCAAAGUGAUUGUGGAAAAGGCUCUCGCGUUGAUCCAAGAGCGCCGCUUCGACCUCGGCCGCGAGUUGUCGGAGCAGAUGGGGCGCCCGAUCUCUUUCAGCCACAAAGAAAUUGAGACUAUGCAGAAGCGAGCCGACUACCUGCUCGAUCUUGCUGAAGAGGCCUUGUCACCUUUGCCCGGGCGUCCUGAAGCUGGGUUCAAGCGUGAGGUCAAGAAGGUUCCCGUGGGGCCUGUGCUCAUCGUCUUCGCGUGGAACUUCCCCUACCUCAUCAUCGUCAACGCUCUUGUGCCUGCCUUACUGGCGGGAAACACGGUGCUCCUCAAGCCCUCACCCCAGACACCCCUCGUGGGAGAGCGCAUCGCAGCCAUCUUCAAGGAGGCCGAUCUUCCCGAGGAUGUUCUGCAACUGAUUCAGUCUGGGGACCCUGGCAUGCUGCGCGAGCUGGCCCAACUCCCAGAAAUAGCUGCCGUGGGCUUCACGGGCUCUACUGCUGGCGGUCUAGCCAUCCGGGAGGCUGUCGCCAAGCAGACUAUUCCUGUAAACCUUGAGCUGGGAGGAAACGAUCCCGCAUACGUUCGGGCGGAUGCGGACCUGAAAUAUGUAGCUGCAGAGCUCGUGGACGGUGCUGUCUUCAACGCCGGUCAAAGCUGUUGCGCCAUUGAGCGUAUCUACGUUCAUGCUGAUGUCCAUGACGCAUUCAUUGUGGCUCUCCAGGAAGAACUCAAGGGAUACGUUCUCGGCGAUCCCCUUGACGAGAAGACGAUGGUGGGACCGGUGGUUUCCCGACAAGCCCAGAAAGCUAUCCGACAGCAGAUCGACGAUGCGUUGGCAAAAGGCGCUGUUGAUGUGACACCAGAGAAUGCCAGUUUCCGUUCAGCGCCGACCAGCGGGAACUAUAUGGCCCCUGUUAUCUUGACCAAUGUCACACACGACAUGGAGGUGAUGCGGGAGGAGACCUUUGGACCUGUCAUCCCGGUUGCAAAGGUAGCAAACGACGAGGAGGCUAUAAGGUUGAUGAACGACAGCGAGUACGGCUUGACGGCCAGCAUAUGGACUAAAGACAUCUCGCGCGGCGAAGAGUUGAUCGAGCAUCUAGAAGCCGGCACAGUCUUCGUCAACCGUUGCGACUACCCCAACCCUGACUUGGCUUGGACAGGUUGGAAGAAGUCGGGCCUGGGAUGUACCCUUGGUCCACGUGCCUACGAUGCAUUCUUCAAGCUCAAGAGCUACCAUGUCAAGGAGAGGCACGGUUGA
Messenger RNA from Clonostachys byssicola, 1404 nucleotides. The record is from the annotation of a GenBank genome assembly. NCBI's taxonomy places the organism in Eukaryota, Fungi, Ascomycota, Sordariomycetes, Hypocreales, Bionectriaceae.